This is a messenger RNA of Anneissia japonica, 624 nucleotides long. Its product is annotated as gibberellin-regulated protein 14-like. Gene Ontology annotation, biological process: rDNA heterochromatin formation. The record is from RefSeq and is a predicted model, not a curated record. Gene Ontology annotation, cellular component: heterochromatin. Gene Ontology annotation, molecular function: DNA binding. The transcript has 2 exons. The coding region runs from base 42 to 434 and encodes 130 amino acids. Lineage: Eukaryota; Metazoa; Echinodermata; Crinoidea; Comatulida; Comatulidae.
UGCGCAGGUGCUCAUCGUCAGCCCACAACUUUGCUCUCGGUAUGGCACGGAAGUUAUUCAGCAAAGAAGAGAUAAGAAUAAGCAAUGUGAAUGGCAAGCAAGGGCACCAGCAGCUAGACCUGGUCCGAAUUUCAUUUAUAAAGAAGAGAGUGUUAAGGUAUUACUCCAUACCAGAGAGUGAGCAGACCAGAACUUGGAAGAGAUGCACCAUUGCCAUUGAUGAGAGAUGUAGACGUUUGAGAAGGCCGCAGCGGCCUCGACCACUACAAGCUAUUCAAGUUCAGCCACCCCAUGUUCAGCCAAUGCCGUUCCAGCCACCCCCUGUUCAGCCAGCGCCGUUCCAGCCACACACAGUUCUGCCAGAGCCAGUCCAGCCACCCCCAGUUCAGCCACCCCCAGUUCAGCCAGCAGCUAUCGAGCGGUUCAGCCUUUAAGCAGACAAAUCAAACUAAACAGCUCUUUUCAGAGCCACCAUAUGAAUAAAAAAGAGAUUUGAAAGAAUUUAUGCUAAAACACAAGGAACAUCACAGAAUCCCCCCAAUUCCUUCUACAAUUACAACACUAAAACAUCAAUAACACAUCUUUUUUUUAAAGAUAUUUUUUAAACAAUAAUUUUAAAGAACU